AUGGUUGCCCACUCUCCCAAGUCGGAUGUAGGUCAGAUGACAAAGACCCCGUGUGAUACAUCUGCAGAGGUCAUUGAAAGUUCUCUUGAUGACAUGAGAAGGACAACAUCUGGUUCAGAAACAGUAGUUACUCCAGGAACUAUGACAUGCAUUGCAGUUACCCACCCUCCCAGGUCAGAUGUAGAUCAAUUGGCAGCAACCACGUGUGAUAAAUCUGCAGUGGUCAUUGAAAGUGUUUUUGAUGACAUGAGUUGGGCGACACCAUCUGGCCGUUCAGAAACGGUAGUUACUCCAGGAUCUAUUGCAUGCACUAUGGUUGCCCACUCUCCCAAGUCGGAUGUAGGUCAGAUGACAAAGACCCCGUGUGAUACAUCGACAGAGGUCAUUGAAAGUUCUCUUGAUGACAUAAGAAGGACAACAUCAUCUGGUUCAGAAACGGUAGUUACUCCAGGAACUAUGACAUGCAUUGCAGUUACCCACCCUCCCAGGUCAGAUGUAGAUCGAUUGGCAGCAACCACGUGUGAUAAAUCUGCAGUGGUCAUUGAAAGUGUUUUUGAUGACAUGAGUUGGGCGACACCAUCUGGCCGUUCAGAAACAGUAGUUACUCCAGGAUCUAUUGCAUGCACUAUGGUUGCCCACUCUCCCAAGACAGAUGUAGGUCAGAUAACAAAGACCCCGUGUGAUACAUCUGCAGAGGUCAUUGAAAGUUCUCUUGAUGACAUAAGAAGGACAACAUCAUCUGGUUCAGAAACGGUAGUUACUCCAGGAACUAUGACAUGCAUUGCAGUUACCCACCCUCCCAGGUCAGAUGUAGAUCGAUUGGCAGCAACCACGUGUGAUAAAUCUGCAGUGGUCAUUGAAAGUGUUUUUGAUGACAUGAGUUGGGCGACACCAUCUGGCCGUUCAGAAACAGUAGUUACUCCAGGAUCUAUUGCAUGCACUAUGGUUGCCCACUCUCCCAAGUCGGAUGUAGGUCAGAUGACAAAGACCCCGUGUGAUACAUCUGCAGAGGUCAUUGAAAGUUCUCUUGAUGACAUGAGAAGGACAACAUCUGGUUCAGAAACAGUAGUUACUCCAGGAACUAUGACAUGCAUUGCAGUUACCCACCCUCCCAGGUCAGAUGUAGAUCAAUUGGCAGCAACCACGUGUGAUACAUCUGCAGUGGUCAUUGAAAGUGUUUUUGAUGACAUGAGUUGGGCGACACCAUCUGGCCGUUCAGAAACGGUAGUUACUCCAGGAUCUAUUGCAUGCACUAUGGUUGCCCACUCUCCCAAGUCGGAUGUAGGUCAGAUGACAAAGACCCCGUGUGAUACAUCGACAGAGGUCAUUGAAAGUUCUCUUGAUGACAUAAGAAGGACAACAUCAUCUGGUUCAGAAACGGUAGUUACUCCAGGAACUAUGACAUGCAUUGCAGUUACCCAUCCUCCCAGGUCAGAUGUAGAUCGAUUGGCAGCAACCACGUGUGAUAAAUCUGCAGUGGUCAUUGAAAGUGUUUUUGAUGACAUGAGUUGGGCGACACCAUCUGGCCGUUCAGAAACAGUAGUUACUCCAGGAUCUAUUGCAUGCACUAUGGUUGCCCACUCUCCAAAGUCAGAUGUAGGUCCGAUGAAAACGACCAUGUGUGAUACAUCUGAUGCUGAAUUUUCAAAUGACCUGUUGGAUUUUUCUUCUGGUAGUGAAUAUAUUUCUGAAGAUGAUGAAUUGGAUGAAAGUGACCCAGAAGCCAGUGAAUCUUCACCAAUAGAGAAAAAAAGAAAACCCCUGCAAUACUCUGAAGGAAAAACUGGGGGAAAAAACCAAUGCCAGAAAGAAAGAAUCUUAAAAGAACUAGCUGAAAAUGAUGAAGUAAUUAGUGAUAGCAAUAGUGAUAUAUCAGUGGAGUAUCCAGAUUUCAGUGCGCUAAAUAAGCCAUCUUUGCUUCCAGUGUCAUUGUUAAAUGAUGAAUUUUCAAGUGCUGAUGAUUCAGAUGUCCCUUUAGAGGAUCAAAAUAUAGAUCCUGAGACUGUUGCUUAUGGUGAAAAGUUUCCAAAGAUAUAUGUUAAACUGGUACGGAAAAGCCAAACAACCAAAUUAGGCAAAAAGAAGAAGACUGAAAGAGUGUAUGAUUCACACUAUCCUUGUAUUUUCUGUGGCAAGAUGCAAACCAAUUUUUCGCAUCAUUUAAUGAGUUCUCUUCACAUGAAUGAAGCAGAAGUACAGGCUAUCCCAAAGGUCAACUCCACAAUGACGAAAGAAGAAAAGCAAAAGACUGUAAAAGAAAGAAAGACCAAAUUUGAACUGCUGCGCCUUCGUGGUAUUCACAAACACAACACUAAUGUGAUAAGUGAAGGAAAAGGUGAAAUAAUCCUUGCCAGGAGAAGUACAGAGAGGGAGUUUGAUCUUAAUGCUGUAGGUCCUUGUCCAAGGUGUUUUGCUUGGCAUCAAUUGAAAAACCUUAAGAGACAUCAAAAGUUAUGCCCAAAGUAUGAUGCUGAUGAAUCAUAUUCAAGCCAAACCAGUCUCAAUAUACAGAGUAAAACGUUAGUGGGACGAAUUUCGGACCAGGCUUCAAAACUUGUUGUGACAGAAGUUUUCACUAUCAUGCAGCCUGACCAUGUAUCUCAAGUGGCCCAAACGGACCCACUUAUCAUAAGCCUUGGUAAUCAGUUGAUGGACCGUAACAGAGGAAACCGUGUAAUGAGGAAAUAUUAUACCAGCCAGGGUAUGAGACUGUCUGCAAAACUCCUAAUUGCUCUGAAGGAAACAACAGGACAUGAUGAGGAUCUUAAUUAUUUCCUCCAACCUUCUCAAUUUGUAAAUGUGGCAGAAGCUGCUCUAAAAUGUUCAAACCAAGACAGCAUCGAUGAAGAAGAUCUUUCGUCACCAAGCAAUGCUAUUAAAUUAGGGUAUGAUAUAAAAUCAUUAGCAAGUUCAAAACUAGCCAGUGCUAUCAUACAUGCUGAUGAAAAGAGGCAAAAAGAGGCAGAAAAUUUUCUGCAAUUAAUGAAAAUGCAGUGGACUGUGAAAGUAACGAAGCUAGCAAGAAUGGUUUUACAAGAAAGACAGUAUAAUAAGCCCAAGUCAUUGCCGACACCCGAAGACAUUAAGAAAAUAACAGAAUUUAUGAAAACGGAGAUCUGCAACCUUGAUCUUACUGACAUUUCAUAUGCUAACUACAAAAAAGUUGCUGUGUUGACUUUGGCCAGGAUCACACUGUACAAUAGAAGAAGGUGCCAUGAGGUUCAGGCAAUAAGAUUGAAGGCUUACAAUCAGAGAAAAACUGGUCAAGACGAUGUUCAGGCACAAUUGAUGAAAGAGCUGACUUCAUUCGAAGCACACCUUUUAAUGACUCAGGAAGUUGUUGAGAUACGAGGAAAGGUUGGAAGAUGUGUUCCAGUUAUUUUACCUCUGGAAACGCGCCAGGCUUUAAGUUUUGUUGCAAGCAAGAUAGUCCGAAAGGCAUGUUCCAUUCCAGUUGAAUCUCCAUACCUUUUUGGUAGCAAAAGUAAGUGCAGACUGGAGGUGUAUUGA
This is a messenger RNA of Magallana angulata, 3510 nucleotides long. RefSeq lists its product as uncharacterized. The transcript has 14 exons. The record is from RefSeq and is a predicted model, not a curated record. Bases 1 to 3510 code for a protein of 1169 amino acids. Lineage: Eukaryota; Metazoa; Mollusca; Bivalvia; Ostreida; Ostreidae.